AUGGCCCUCGCAGUUUCAAAGGACUUCAACUGGAAUUUCGCGACUCUGGAGACUCUGAAGCACAGGCUUGGAGACAAGGAGGCAGACCAAAUCCUCAAGAACAUGCCCUACCGCUCGUAUGCCGAUCUUGUUGAAAAGGUACCUGCAAUGGGCUCCAAGAAACUUGAUGAGGAGAUGGGAUUCUUGCCAUACCAAGAUUUCCGGCCUGCAAAAAGGCGACGACUAGAAUAA
Messenger RNA from Linnemannia hyalina, 231 nucleotides. The record is from the annotation of a GenBank genome assembly. NCBI's taxonomy places the organism in Eukaryota, Fungi, Mortierellomycota, Mortierellomycetes, Mortierellales, Mortierellaceae.